AUGGACCGGGAGCACGCCGGUGAGAUGACCUCUAGGGUCGACGCGAGCCACGAUGAGCCGAGUUCGAGCAAUGUGACAAGCAGUCGGGAAAGGAAGCUACUGAUGAAAGUCGACGCGUGCGUCCUGCCUACCGUCAUCAUACUGUAUCUCCUGUGUUUCAUCGAUCGAACGAACAUCGGCAACGCCCGUAUAGCUGGUCUAGAGGAGGAUCUCAAGCUCAAGGGAUAUGACUACAACGUCGUAUUAUCGGCGUUUUACGUGUCGUACAUAGUCUUCGAGAUACCAGCAACGCUGUGCUGCAAAUUGAUCGGCCCUGGGUGGUUUCUGCCGAUGACUUCGUUUGGCUUCGGUGCCAUGUCUAUCGCGACAGCCUUCGUACGAACCCGUGCUCAGGCGUGCGCUGUUCGAUUCCUGCUCGGUAUCUUCGAGGCCGGCGUAAUGCCUGGAUGCGUUUACUACCUGUCACGAUGGUACAAAAGGUCGGAAUUGACCUUUCGUCUUGGGCUGUGGUUAUCAAUGGCCCCUCUCGCCGGGGCUUUCGGCGGCAUGAUCGCUUCGGCUAUCUUGAACUUGAGCUCCGUCGGUUCUUUCCAUGGUUGGCAGAUGAUCUUUGCCAUUGAAGGCAUCGUCACCAUGUGCCUUGCUCUGGUGUCCUUUUUCACACUGACUGACCGCCCGGACACUGCACGGUGGAUGACCGAAGAUGAGAUACGCAUGAUAGUUGGCAGGAUAAAAUCCGAGCGUCUCAACCAAACCGAACUGCUCGACAAGAUUGAUACGUUGAAGCUUCGACGCGGCUUCUCCAACCCAAUCACGCUUGCGAUAUCGUUCAUCUUCCUGCUUGACAGUAUCACUGUCAUAGCCAUCUCGUUCUUCUUGCCGACCAUCGUUCGCACUAUUUACCCAGCGCGCUCUAUCGUCCAACAGCAGCUCUUGACAGUGCCGCCGUACAUCGUCGGUGUAGUUUGCACUAUUCUUAUCACGACCGUCAGCUGGCAAAUGAACUCUAGGCAGACGCUCAUUGCAUUCACGGGGCCGUUCGUGAUUGCUGGGUAUGCGAUGUUCCUCGCAACGAUGAACUCAAGUGUUCGAUACGCGGCAAUCUUCCUUUGCGCAUCAACGUGCUUCUCGUUGGCCGCAAUGACGAACGCACAAGUCAGCGCAAACGUGCUUUCCGACUCUGCACGCAGCAUCGCCAUUGGAACCAACGUCUUCUUUGGAUACGUUGGCGCCCUUAUCGCGAGUUGGACUUAUCUACCUGGCGACUCUCCCCGCUAUGCCGUCGGUAAUGGUAUCAACUUGGGUUGCGCAGUGACAUGGACCAUCGUGGCGAUUUUCACUAAGCUCUGGAUGACCCACGACAACAGGAAGAGGGACAGGAGGCAACUAGAAUCUCAUACAGAGCUUGCGUCAUUAUCAGAUGAUGAGAUCGCGAAUCUCGAAUGGAAGCAUCCUGCGUGGAGAUGGAAGCCGUGA
Messenger RNA from Alternaria ventricosa, 1476 nucleotides. RefSeq lists its product as uncharacterized. Gene Ontology annotation, molecular function: transmembrane transporter activity. Gene Ontology annotation, cellular component: membrane. Gene Ontology annotation, biological process: transmembrane transport. Bases 1 to 1476 code for a protein of 491 amino acids. The transcript has 4 exons. The record is from RefSeq and is a predicted model, not a curated record. Lineage: Eukaryota; Fungi; Ascomycota; Dothideomycetes; Pleosporales; Pleosporaceae.